Molecule: messenger RNA, 432 nt
Organism: Clunio marinus
Lineage: Eukaryota; Metazoa; Arthropoda; Insecta; Diptera; Chironomidae
Source: the annotation of a GenBank genome assembly
AUGCUGAAGAGGAAGGAACUAAUGAUGUUACAAAAAUCUGCCCGCUUAAAUAGCAAUCUGUCAAUCAGUAGCCUGAUGGCCAUAAAAAAAGGUAACAUUUGGUUGAUGUUGAAACAUUUCCACGUAAUUAAUGUUGAUCAAGUGACUCGUAUUAAAUGUUCAAGGAAAAUGCGAACAUUAAAUGUCGUUAACAAAAAAAAAGUUGAUGGAGCGAGGGAAUUGAAGCGAACAAAUUAUAAAGCACCAAAAUUAAAUAUGAAAGGACAGACUAAAUGGAUAGUGGAAGCUUUUCUCAAGCCAUCUGACGCGCCACGCGGAAAAACGCUUUACACGACUAUGUCCAAACAAGGAAGCAUAAAUCUGAAUACCGAUGAAGCUUUAAAUUGCAGAAUAAACAUCAUUAAAAUUCAAGAAAGGAUUUACAUCGUUUGA